Diversispora eburnea is the source of this 352-nucleotide messenger RNA. The record is from the annotation of a GenBank genome assembly. NCBI's taxonomy places the organism in Eukaryota, Fungi, Glomeromycota, Glomeromycetes, Diversisporales, Diversisporaceae.
AUCCACAAUUAAUGCAACAACCAAUUCAUCAGCCAUCACUUCUUUAUAUGUUAAUACAUUUGAUUCAACGACUUCUAAUAUGAUGUUGAUGAUUAAAAAUGAUGCACUUCCUAAAACUCAUGAUGAAGAAAUUGAAGAACCUCUUGAUCCAAGAAAUCCUCAAUUACUUUCAAUCGAUUAUCAAUUUCAUCACAACAACAACAACAGAUUAAAAGAUAACCUUUCAUCGAAACCACGAUCAACAACUCCUACUAUUGCGAAUUUUCAAGGUCCCGGGUCACCAAGUAAUUCAAGUCGAGUUAAACAAGAUUAUUUAGCAUUUAUGGCUAAUGGCGGAAGAUUGCCUCAAUAA